CCUCCGUAAUCCUAGCCCAGCAAUCGCUUCGUACGACAGCUACAGCUCCAUCCAAUAUGUCAGCCACAGGAACCUCCUCCGGCCACCCCAUUGCUACUCUUGAUACCUCAAUUGUGCCCCGUCUUCCAGCCUCUUCGCCUACUCUGUUCGAGGCCAAGAAGAUCAAGAACCUUUCCUUCGAGACCAUCGCAAAGGCCCUCGGACGCGAGGAGGUCGCCGUAGCAGCUCUCUUCUACGGACAGGCCAAGGCCUCCCCCGAGGAUAUCAAGAACCUGGCCCAGGUCCUCGAGCUUGAUGAGUCGCUUCUCGAGUCACAACUUUCUGGUUACCCAGACCGCGGUCGUCAAAUGGAGAUGCCCCCCAAGGAGCCUCUGGUCUACAGACUUUUCGAGAUCAUCCAAAACUACGGCUAUGCCUACAAAGCUGUUCUCAACGAGAAGUUUGGUGACGGCAUCAUGAGUGCUAUCAGCUUCAGCACCAAGAUUGAGAAGGAGACUGAUGAGAAGGGUGACUGGGCUGUUAUCACUCUCAGGGGCAAGUGGCUUCCCUUCUCUAGAUUCUAAACAUUGUUUUGUACCCC
Molecule: messenger RNA, 580 nt
Organism: Aureobasidium pullulans EXF-150
Lineage: Eukaryota; Fungi; Ascomycota; Dothideomycetes; Dothideales; Saccotheciaceae
Product: cyanate hydratase
Exons: 3
Coding region: 57-563 (168 amino acids)
Molecular function (GO): cyanate hydratase activity; DNA binding
Source: RefSeq, a predicted model, not a curated record